GCUACUCCUAAACUAACAGAAAGCUCUGGAUUUUUACCUUUUACUGUAAUGAUAUUGCAUCUGACAGGCAAAACUCUGGGAACAAUCACCACAAACAACUCAAUCCUAACAACCUGCAUCAACCCGCCAAAUUCUAAAGCUAAACACGGUGGCGUUAUGUCGGCUCUCUCUGCUAUAACUGUUUAAGUAUUACAGUAAACUGGCAAGUUAAGAUAUCCUCUCCUAUAUCAGCUCCUGAAAAUGGCGCUGUGGAGUGAAGUCGAACUUCUGACCAACGAAGAUACAAAUACAGUCCGUUUCGAUGGUGUGUCCCGGGAGGAAAACAGCAGUGGCCUGUAUCAGGUGGACACGUUGGUCAAAGUCUCCAGUGCUAAUGAGGUGCAGGCAGAUCCUAAUCUCACGUCCUCGAGCGGCUCAAACUGGAGUUUUAUUGUUGCUGACAGGACAGUCAUCCUGUUUGAUCAAAGCUAUCAGAGCAUCCUCCUGCUCCUUAACUUUGAAACUGAUGUGGACGCCAUUGACGUGUGCCUGAAGGGAAAGUUUCUGGUAGUUUGUGAAAGAAAUGGAAACCUUCAUUUGAUCUACGUUCCGCAAAAGAGGAUCCUCCUAACCCGGGCUUUGGUUGAGAAACCAAAUGGAGAUAAGAAAACCUACUGCUAUCUCAUUAUGGAUGAAGACAAGGCAUCCUCAGGAAUGUACCACAUGUUCCUUCUCAUUAAGGAUGGUUUUUUCCACAUUACAAACCUUUCCUUGGCAAAAAUUGAGUCAGCUAUUGAUAAAAUGGAUGUCGGAGCUCUAAAGGAGCUCCAGUCUUUGAUCAAGAUAGAUUUUUACUCCACCAAGGAUUACCAUGAGGAGGGUUGUAGCACAGCAGUGAUGUUCAGUCUGGGCCAUGAAGUCCACCUGAUGAUUGGGGGGGAUAAAGAAAAUGUUUUGACUCACUGGAGGAUGGACCCUCAUCAAGCUAAGAUGUGCUUUGCUCAGACCGUCGACAGGAGCUUAAUUCCGGGUGUAAGGAAGAUGGUGGUGGUGGAUAACCUUUUGUACAUCCUCGACACUGAGGAUGUUCUGAGUCUUUGGGAUCUGCACUUUCUUGUCAUGAUUCACUGUUGGCCAGAACUCGCCGUUCACGACUUUCAGCUCACUGCAGAAUGUGGCUCUGCCUCCAUGGUGGCCCAAGAUAAAGGCAGCAUGAAGAUGAUCAUGCUGACAAAGCAAGACAACAGUCAGAUCAGCUCACUGCAAAUACGAUUCCUGCCCUCUAUGACUGUUUGCUACUCUCUGGAUGUUUCCUUUGUCUCCUGUCUCGUCCACACAAAAAUAAACAUGGAUGCAUUUUAUUUAGUCGAGGGGAUUUGUGAGAACCCAGAGAGUCGAAGCGAGCCAGUCGCUUCUGUGGUUGUUCGAUCCUUCACAGAGGCUUUACCUGAAAACAGGCUGAGCAGGCUUCUUCACAAACACAUGUUUGAAGAGGCUGAAAAGUUUGCCAUCACAUUUGAGCUGGAUUUAGAGCUUGUCUAUAAGGUGAAGCUUGACUUUGUGCUGGAGCAGCUGGCCUCUGCAUCAGUGGGCGGUUAUGGAGAGGAUGUGUGGUCUGAUCUGGUCGAAGAAGCCAAGACAAACCUGAUGAAGAUCACAGAUGAGCAGUAUGUGGUGGAAUACUGCCUCAAGGCCCCAUGGCCGACCUUUGAGACAGCAGAGAAGAUGCUAAACCACGCUGCCACGCGAUACUCCUCUUUACAGAUCCAGGAGGCCUUGGCCAGACUGGCCACCUUCUGCAGCCUCCACAGUGUGGAAAAAUUCAAUGGAAUCGCCUGGAUUGAGUUUCUGAACAGCACUGAUGAUCUCGGAGACAUCCUGUGCCAUCUAAGAGAAGGAGACAUGAAGGGUGCACAGCUUCUUUGGCUCAGAUAUGAGGGCCAGAUUGCAACCAAGUUCGGUGAGAGCAGCCUUGAAGCCAUCCUCAGUGCCAUCCCAGAGGACCUGCCCUCACAGGAUCUCUGCCUGUGGUUCAAGACAGUUUUUGUUCCCUUUGUGAGGAGAGUGUUACCACAAGGACAGAGAAUCCUGGCAAAGUGGCUCGAGCAGAAAGCAAGAAAUCUGGAGCUAACAGAAAAGCGUGCUUGGCCUCAGAAUGGGUUGGACCUGGCUGUGCUUGGACUGCCCUCUUUAUGGACAUGGAUGAAAUCUGAUAACAGUAAUUGUGUAGAAGAGGUGGAAAACCUCAAAUCCCUGGUGUCCAACCUACGUCAGCUGCUGGACCUACAUCAGAAAUACAACUGCUCACUUUCCCUUUCGGUCUUUGAAAAGAAGACUGUGUGGAGUGUGGCAUUUUUCAUGCUGGACAAAGUGCCGGCUCCGGAGCUAAUCGCCGCCACAGUGGAAAACAGCAUCAGGCCGUACACUGAAGAACACAAGAUUCCUUUUGAUGAGCUACUUCUGCAAUACAUCAAGGAUUUGCUGGAUCGCUGCAGUUCUCAGACCACGACACUUUUCACUGAAUGGGAAGCUAAAGCAGUGGCCGUGCUCGGCUGCAUGACUGACACUGAUCUGAUGGUUGAUGCUGUGCUGGAGAUCAUGCAGAAGGCUGUGGUACCGUGGAGUAAUGUGGUGGAAAAACUGGUCCAGCAGUACCUAGAGAUGGAUGGACCAAAACAGGAGCUGUUAAAGGAGAGCUACCGUCUGAUGGAGAUUAGGAAACUUCUCAGGGGAUACGGCAUCCGCAACUUCAACCUGUCUAACAGCACCCAAAUUAUGACGCUGAUUAGAUACAUCCUCAAGCAAGACUUGCCAAUGUCCUUGGAAGACUCGUUGACGUUAGCUGAGGCGUACAAACUGCCAACAUCCCAGAUAAAUUACCUGUAUGUCAUCCACCUCAUAGGCCAAAGCAAGACUGAGGAAAUCUUGACUCUCCUGAAGAAGCUGCCCUCUGCAGAGGCAGAGUGUGUGAUUGAGCGUCUCACAUCGUGGGCCAGGAUGCAGCUGGAGGACAAAGAACACAUAUCUGAUGAGCACAAGAAACAUCAGAUGGUGAUAGCUCAGGUGAUGGUGGAGACUCUGAAAUACCUGCAUAUAAUCCAAAAACAUGAUGCUCUAAAAAGCGUCGAGUGUGAGAACAACCUCAUCAUGUUCAAGGCGAUCGCCCACCUGCAGGAGGACUUUGAUAUUUUUUUCACUCCCUCCAACUAUGAGGAUCCAAACAUUCGAAAACAGAUCCAGGAACAUCACAUCACAGCGUACGAAAACACCCGUGGGCGCUGUUCAUGUAAGGGGAAGGCCACGACAACUCCAGUUGUAGCAAACGAUCCAGAUGGCAAGACCAAGACGAUCUCCACAGAAGCUGGUUUGCGCCGUCUGGGGAGGCAGCUGCAGCGCACCGAGCAGGAGCUGUGGUCCGACUUGGCCUUGAGAGCUCUGAAAGUUGGCAAAGUUGACAAGGCGCUCAAGAUCCUGAGUGAGCUGUAUGAGCACCACUAUAACAGCAGCACAGGGAAGGUUUUGUUUACUGCUGCCAAGAUGUUAUGCCAUAUGCUGGAGGCGGAUGUCCCCAUGGUGCUUCCUGAUGACAUGGAUUUGCCAGCAGUGAUUCAUGAUCUGGCCUGUCAGGCUAUCACCGUGUGUCAUUCAGAUCUUCUCCUGGAUUGUUUGGAGCUUUGCAAAUGCACACGGUUUGCUAUGGAUGUCUAUCAUCAGUGUCAGUUAUCAGACAACUAUGGCUUUAUCGUCAAGGAUUUGACACCGGAGGCAGAAAAAGACCCACAGUCUCAGUGGAGUUUUCAAGAUGUCUUUAAUGAAGAUUGCAUUGUUCUGGACCCAGUGUCAGUGCUGCCUGUCCAGUAUGAGAUUACCAACUGCUUGCUACCUAUUUCUCAAGAUACCAGAUUGUACUCCCUGGACUGUUCCUGUCUGUCACACUGCUCAUUUGAAGAUGGUUCAAACUACCUGCGGCCGCUCUUCGGUCCCCUGGCCAACAUGCUACAGAUGUUACAGGAGUGCAGUCAGCUGGAAUUGGCCCUCAGAGUGCUGGUCAACGCGUACGGCAGCUGCCUGCAGCACGUCACCUCAAACGUCAUGGAUAUAAAGCUGAGCCUACAGCUUUAUGACGCACAAGAGCUUAAGAAGUACAACCUGUGCCUGAACGAUCACAGGAAGACAACUACGUCUACUCUGAAUGCUGUGGCUGUGCCACUGUUGAACAAGGUGUUAAACUGGAGGGUGGUGGAUUGUGAUUUGGCUAUUGGUCUCUGUACACUCCUCUCCAAAGCAGAAGUCUUCAAAAUACUGUGGAAAGUUAUUGACAACACCUGGCAAAACUAUGACAAGAUUUUGGCUGUGGCGAGGAUUGGAGCAAAUCUCUGUAGUUUAUAUAAUGAGGCAGAAGAACAGAGGAGGUUUCUCUCUGUCAUCACUGAUGCUGAGUGGGGAAUCAAGCUUGGCAAAUUGGAGAUAUCAAUCCAGCCAGUGUUCCGUCAGCGGUCUGAGAUGAAGAGCACUCUGAUCCCUGUUUUAGUGAAAAACAAGAGAAUCACCCCAGACAUUAUCCUCCAGUACUGCAGCACCUACAAUCUGGACCAUGAUAGUGUAAUCAACCAGUACAUUACCACCUUACUGCUGCUCCAGGAGGAUGAGGAAGGUGCAGGUGAUCCAGCUGUCGGUCAGGAGGAGGCGCAACCUCUGUCUCACACUGACACGCUGGAUCGAGUCCUGCAGAUCAUCCCAAUGUUACACAACACCAGCAAGCUCACAGACAACCUCUGUGCUGCCAUAUUCAAGCUCAGCCCAUACAACUACGAGAGAAUAGAAGUGGUGCUGAAGAUCAUACAGGCUGCAGAUGAGAACGUGACCAGCCUCUCUGUGGGUCAGGCGAUGGGUCUCCUGCAGCAUCUGAAGUCCUACACGCGAGUCUCUCCUCCCACAGACGUGGAGAACACGCAUCUUCUCGAAACCGGUCUGCUGCCAAACCCCCUUUCCAGCAGCAGACUUCCCUUCCACCUGCUUAUGCAGACCAAGCAUUACUGGAAGAUUAUCUGUCCUGAGCUCAGCGAGGAGACCUUCCCCACACUUCUGCUGAUUAGCAAACUCAUGAAGGUGAGCCUUGACAAGCUCUACAUGUCAGCAGCAAACCAUGUCUUUGAGAAGAAAAUGAAGCCGUUAAUCUUAGAGCAAAGGAAAAUGGGUCAGGGGCAUUGUCAAAACAAGGAGACUUUCAAGGUGGCGAAGACUAUGAUGAAGUACAUCAAAUGUAUCCAAAGCCCGGAGUGGGCUGCUGCCACGGCCCACAAGAUAACCCAGGAGCUUCCGCCAGGCUAUGAGAAGACACAGUCACUCAGGUUCUGUUUGGCACUUGGAGACACUUGGUUAAAGGAUCCACACCUUGAUGAGGUAGCACGGGCCAGAGGAGACACCUUUCUGUCCAAGCUGAAGCUACAGUUUCAGCGCUCAGCCACUGAGAAUACUUUAAUAUCCAGUCAGCUGAACAGCCCAGAGCUGAUGAAGCUGUCUGGGCUGCCAGGCAGGCUCAUAAUGGCCCUUUACGAGCACAGCAGUGUGGAACAGCGUUACAAAGAGUCAGGAGGUCAGACGUAUCCAGAUAUACAUGGUGCAGUUAAAGAAAUAGCCACAGUCAAUAAUGUGGAUCUUCUAAAAAUCCGUACCAUGUUGUUAGAAAAAUGGAUCUGCAAGACGGGCCCGGCUGUGGUCAAGGAUAUUGGGUAUAGUGACUGUGUCAGCAACAUUGAGGAGGACCCAGACUUGAUGAGGGUGGUGUACAUGCUGGAGUCCUGCUCGAUGCAAGAUGCCGUCCGUCAUCUGAGCCCUAUCUUAACUGCAGAAACUUGGCCGCUUAGCACAUCUGGGCCUCGUCUGACCUUCUGCCAUCGGACUCGAGCGCUACUCUGUCUCGUCCGCCUCGCUGAUGCACCCAUUCUGGAGGCUCAGCUGCAAAUCCCCAUCACCAAAAUCCCAUAUUACCUGAAGUGUUACAUCUUUGUCUCACAACUGGAAGCAUUAAACAUCCCGUACACAGUUCAGUCCUUCCUCAGUAGUCCCAAAGAGGGUUUAGUUAAAGGGCUUUGGAAGAACCACAGUCAUGAGCCUCAGGCUGUGCGGUUGGUGGCAGACCUGUGCCUGGAGUACCAGAUUUACGACCCUCAGCUGUGGAACAACCUGCUUCAGAAGCUGCUCGGCUUCAACCUGAUCAGCCACCUCCAGAAGGUAUUGGAGGCAAUAGUGGCUGUUCCGGCUUUGUGGGAGAUUUCAAGUUUCUCACGGACCUGGAGGAGCAUGAUACUGGCACCUUUUGUCUCAGCUUCUGUUCCUCUGAGUCCAGAUCAGCAGGCGAUGCUCUACAGGACAUUUGUUCUCCUCCUCAAGUGCCCAUUUCUGUUGAAUCUGGAUUUGAUCGGAAUUGCCAAUCGCUUUGCACAGUUCAAUCUGCCAGCCUUCGCCCUGGGAACGCUCCUUCUAAUUCCCUGUGCUAGUAAGAAGGAGCAGCAGGUCCAGGGUUUCCUGUCUGUCUGCAACCCGCUCGCCGUGCUCGAGCAGGUGGACGAGCUUAUGAACACCGGGGAACUCGCUGGUAUUCCUUCACAGGUCAGGGAGACUGUGUUAACUUUCAUCAGCCAGAAUGGACAGCAUCAGAAACUGCUGAAGACGAAACACUUCAGCCAUCUGAAGCAGCUCAUAGUGUCGAGUGGGCAGCCUAACCAAGUGAAAGAUUUGGUGGACUAUCUGAUCAGCCAGAACUGCCAUGAUGAUGCUGAAUCACUCGCUCGUGAGUACAUGAAACACAGAGAGCGUCAGCGAGGGAAAACCCUGACAAAUGGCUCGUUGUCAUCCAGCUGCCUGAAGGACUUUCUUAACAUGCAACACGGAGUAUUGAGAUGAACCAGCACUAUUGCUUCAGCCGUGUUUAUAUAAUCCUCCUUGGUCUGCUUUAGGCUGAGAUGCAGUAUUUGCACUUCACAUUUAUCUUUCAGCUGUAAUAUUUGAAUAAACUAUUCAUUUAUGAAAA
Messenger RNA from Maylandia zebra (zebra mbuna), 7012 nucleotides. It is a transcript of the gene kntc1, whose product is annotated as kinetochore associated 1. Lineage: Eukaryota; Metazoa; Chordata; Actinopteri; Cichliformes; Cichlidae. Gene Ontology annotation, cellular component: RZZ complex; kinetochore microtubule; cytoplasm. Gene Ontology annotation, molecular function: small GTPase binding. Gene Ontology annotation, biological process: protein localization to kinetochore involved in kinetochore assembly; mitotic spindle assembly checkpoint signaling; mitotic sister chromatid segregation. The record is from RefSeq and is a predicted model, not a curated record.